Molecule: messenger RNA, 1902 nt
Organism: Exophiala aquamarina CBS 119918
Lineage: Eukaryota; Fungi; Ascomycota; Eurotiomycetes; Chaetothyriales; Herpotrichiellaceae
Product: electron-transferring-flavoprotein dehydrogenase
Exons: 2
Coding region: 1-1902 (633 amino acids)
Biological process (GO): electron transport chain
Cellular component (GO): mitochondrial inner membrane
Molecular function (GO): electron-transferring-flavoprotein dehydrogenase activity; iron-sulfur cluster binding
Source: RefSeq, a predicted model, not a curated record
AUGGCCUCUAAACACCUUUCUCGGCCUUUAACCAGGCUUGCGAACCCAAUCCAGCAGACUCGAUCGUUUUCCAAAUCCUCGGUUUCCUUCCUCAAUUCCUUCCCCGCACAUAGGCAAGCUGUCACGAGAACACGAUCACACCGGCCUAUUUUUGUUGCUGGCCAACGACGAUCUAUAUCGUCAAGCCUUCAGCGGCGAUAUGCCGACGUUGACGAGAGCUUCGACCCGGCCUCCGUUGAACGAGAAAGUGAUGAGGUUGAUGUUUGCAUCGUCGGUGCUGGUCCAGCUGGCCUGAGUGCUGCCAUUAAGUUAAAGCAAAUCGCCAACGAAGAAGGCAAUGAGGAAUUCCGAGUGGUCGUGCUGGAGAAGGCUGGAGAAGUUGGAGCACAUAUUCUAUCUGGAAAUGUCCUUGAACCUAGGGCAAUCAAUGAGUUAAUACCAGAUUGGCUAUCGGAGGAUAAUGAGCACAGAUUCACCGGGGCCACACCAGCUGGUGGCGACAAGAUGCGAUGGUUAACCAAAUCUAAUGCCAUACCCAUACCUGCACCUCCACAGAUGCACAACAAGGGCAACUAUAUCAUAAGUCUCAGCCAAUUCACGAAAUGGCUUGGUGAACGGGCCGAGGAAGUUGGUGUUGAGAUUUAUGCUGGAUUUGCUGGCGCCGAAGUCUUGUACAACCGUGAAGGCGCAGUCAAGGGAAUUGCCACCAACGACCAGGGAAUUGGAAGAGAUGGCAAACCAAAAUCGACUUUCGAAAGAGGAAUGGAGUUCAAUGCAAGAAUCACUCUGUUAGCGGAAGGAUGCCAUGGCAGCUUGACUAAGAAAGUGACCAAGAAGUUCGACUUGAGACGAGACAGUGGCCCACAGACUUACGGACUUGGAGUUAAGGAGAUCUGGGAGGUCAAGCCCGAGAACUUCAAGAAAGGAGAGAUUGCACACACUUUAGGUUAUCCACUCUCCAAAGACACCUACGGCGGUGGCUGGAUGUACCAUUAUGGUGAAAAUCUGGUAAGUCUUGGGUUGGUCGUCGGUCUCGACUAUCCCAACCCAUGGCUCUCUCCAUACGGCGAAUUUCAACGCAUGAAACUGCAUCCUUUCUACAAAUCCGUGCUAGAAGGCGGAAAGUGCCUCGCCUAUGGCGCCCGUGCCCUCAAUGAAGGUGGAUUUCAGUCAAUACCCAAAUGCGCAUUCCCCGGUGGUGCGCUGAUAGGCGACACUGCCGGGUUCCUCAAUCUUCCCAAGAUCAAAGGCACACAUACUUCAAUGAAGUCCGGCAUGUUAGCCGCUGAAUCCGCCUACGCGGCUGUGACGAAGAAUCCGGAUGCGAACACCAUUUUUCUGUAUGACUACGAAACAGCGUUGCGCGAGAGUUGGAUUUGGCCGGAGCUAAAAGCAGUCCGCAACAUGCGACCCUCCUUCCAUACCCCUCUCGGAGUCUAUGGCGGUGUGAUGUACUCGGGACUCGAAGCGUAUUUACUGCGCGGCAAGGUUCCCUGGACUCUGAAGCACCCGUGCAAGGACAACGAGGCGACGAAGCCCGCAGACCAGUGCAAGAAGAUCGAGUAUCCAAAGCCGGAUGGUGAGAUUACAUUUGACAUUCUUACAUCCGUAUCGCGGACAGGGACGAACCAUGAAGAGGAUCAACCAGUGCAUCUACAGGUGAAGGACUGGGAGGCCCACGCUGCACAAGAGUGGCCAGUCUAUAAAGGUGUCGAGAAUCGAUUUUGCCCGGCCGGUGUGUAUGAGUAUGUCGAAGAUGAGAGCAAAGACAUUGGUGUCCGAUUCCAAAUCAACGCGCAAAACUGUAUCCACUGUAAAACAUGCGAUAUCAAAGCCCCCAAUCAGGAUAUCAAUUGGCAGACACCGCAGGGCGGUGAAGGACCGAGUUACAGCCUUACUUGA